AUGUUUUGGCGCUGUGACACAGCCAACAUGCUACCUUUGGCAUUGACAUUGGCAGGCAUUUUCGGGCCCAUUGGUUCAUAUGCCAGUGAGCCUGGUCCAUCCGCCUGUUCCAACAUCACAACCCAACUGGGGUCCUCGAAAGUUGUCACCAGGAAGUUGAGUCUGAAGUACAUCACUAGCACCGAGUACUGGAGCACCCCUCAGGGCAAAUAUAAACCUUCUUGCAUCAUUUAUCCUGAGUCCUCAAAGGAUGUCUCCGUGGUGCUGCAAGCCGUUCGAGCAGCCGACAGCCGCUUCGCGAUCAAAGGAGGAGGGCAUAACCCCAACAAGUUCUUCUCCUCAACCGACAAGGGUGUGCUCAUUGACUUGACCAAGCUCAACAAGAAGUCCUAUGACCCGGAGACAACCCUGGCUACAUACGAGCCAGGUGGUGUCUUCGGUGACAUCUACGAGUAUUUCGAGCAAUACAAUCGCACCGUGGUGGGCGCCCGACUCUCCGGAGUGGGAACCGGCCUAGCGCUUGGUGGCGGUAUGAGCUAUCUGUCGCCGCAAUACGGCAUGGCGUGCGAUUCCUUCCGAGAGCUGGAAAUUGUUCUUCCAGAUGGCCAAAUUGUGACGGCAUCCAACACUUCAAAUCCCGAUCUGUUCUUUGCAUCGCGUGGCGGUGGAGGCAAUGCCUAUGGUGUAGUCACAAAGUACACCGUGCAGAGUCGCCCAAUUGGCGAGUUCUUCGCUGGGAAUCUUAUCUACGCGUUUCCUCAGAAAGACACUGUUAUCGAGGCUAUUAGUGAUUUCAUUCGAUACAACACCGAUCCUAAAGCUAGCAUCAUCGGCACCUAUGAGAAGCUACCUACCCCUAAUGGAAACCUGAAUCUAGACGAGGCCAUCAUCAUGUUCCUGGUCUAUGACGGCCCCGAUCCAGGUGACGCGUUCAAGAACUUCACCAGCAUUUCUUCUCUCCUCGACACCACUGGAAUCAAGACCUAUGCGGAGAUAGCCGACAUGCCAAUCCCCAUUUCCACCGAGAUUUCACGGGGAGGAAACCACUUCCGAGUUGGAGUUCACCGUGCCGAUAACGAUGAGUGCAAGCGUGCCCUUGACAUCUGGCGCAAUUGGGCCGAGAAAAACAAGGGCAAAUACUUCCUCCUAUCGCUUGAUUAUCAACCCGUACCCAAGUCCUUGACGGAUGCCAGCAAGGCUCAAGGUGGGAACGCGAUGGACAUGCCAGAUGGUCCAUGGUUUUGGUUGAACUAUCUGCUCACCACGCUGCCGGGGAUGAGUCAACCUGAUGUUGAUGCCAUUCAAUCCAGCUUCCGAGAUAUGGUAAAGUCUACCACCGAUGCUGAAGGUCUUCCGCUAUUCAUCAACGAUGCAGCCUUUGAUCAAAAGCCUUUGUCAACCUUUUCAACCUAUGCAAAGUUGCAGGAGAUCAAGAAGAAGUAUGAUCCGGAUAAUUUCUUUGCUGACAAGACUGGUGGUUGGUCAUUUGACUAG
Penicillium paradoxum is the source of this 1494-nucleotide messenger RNA. Its product is annotated as FAD-binding oxidoreductase. Lineage: Eukaryota; Fungi; Ascomycota; Eurotiomycetes; Eurotiales; Aspergillaceae. The record is from RefSeq and is a predicted model, not a curated record. Gene Ontology annotation, molecular function: FAD binding; oxidoreductase activity. The transcript has a single exon. Bases 1 to 1494 code for a protein of 497 amino acids.